Messenger RNA from Diorhabda sublineata, 6059 nucleotides. RefSeq names its product nucleolar protein 58-like. NCBI's taxonomy places the organism in Eukaryota, Metazoa, Arthropoda, Insecta, Coleoptera, Chrysomelidae. The record is from RefSeq and is a predicted model, not a curated record. The transcript has 3 exons. Bases 151 to 1089 code for a protein of 312 amino acids.
GAUUAAGCGCAAGCUCAUAUCACAUUGCGCAAAUACGUGUCGCAGAAUAUGGAAAACUAAUGUUUACGUCACGGCCGCGUCACCAAAAAAUUUUAGUUGUAUCUUUUUCUUGGUGGUGUCUCGUUGUGGAAGAUUGAAUAUAGCAUAAUAAUGGAAAUUGUACAAGAAUUUUCCAAUCAAUAUAUUCUGUAUAUACCCGUAGCUUUAGUUAUAAUCGUGGCAAUUUUGGUAUUUACUUUUGGAUUUAAACCUGCUGUACAACCACCUUUUGACAAAUUAUCCUUAGAUGAUAGAAAGUCAGCUGGGAAAAAAAGGAAACUCAAGGAAAAGAAACUGACUGCUAAUGGUCAUAUUGCUAGUGGAGAUCAGAAAUCAGACAAGUCACCGUCAAAAGAAUCAAAAAAGUCACCACAAAAGGAACCUGCUGAACCAAAAUUGGAAAAAAAAGAAAAAAAAACAGAAAAGCCAAAUGAUAAAUCCAAGAAGUUGGAAACCAAGAAAAUCGAAGAAAGCAAAAACAAGAAGAACCUAAACAAAGCCCCAGAAAAGCCAGUAGAUUUUGAUGAUGGUAAUUGGGAAACAGUACCGCUUAAAGCUGACAAGAAAAAGAAAGAGCAAUCUCCUAUUAAAAAAGAUAAAAAAGCAGCUAAAAAAGAAAAAGAUACUAAAGUAGAAAAGGCAGAAAUAGAAAAACUGGUUAAAGAUGCUGUGAACAAGGAACUAAGAGAAAAAGAAAAGGAAGUGAUAGCUGAAGAGAAAAAAGUAGAAGAACCUAUUAAGAUAGAAGUAGUUAUUAAUGUACAGGAAAAGAAAGAUAAAAAAAAGAAAGAAAAGAAGCCUAAAAAAGAAGAUGUCGAAAAACCUGUCCAAGAAGAAGUUAAAAUAAAACAGGAAGAUGUGAAGAAAGAAAUUAAAAAUGAAGUUAAGGAUGUAAUUCCCCAAAAACCUCUAGUACCUGAAAAAAUUGAGGCACCUGUUAAUGUGGUCCCUCAAGAAACUGCUCCCGUUUUUGAUGAAUUAGGUGACACAUGGACUGAAUCCAAGGCAACUAAGAAAACAAGCAAGAAAAAAGCUCGCAGAGACAAUUAAAAUAGAUCAUUGAAGACUUAAAAACAAACUAUUUCAGCCUGUACACUAGAAUUUAAGAGUAACAGGUAAAUGUGAUCACAAAACCAGAAGCAUCUAGCUACGGGACUCAGAUCUCUAUAAUCAAUAUAAAAAGACUUGACUAUUGAUUACACUAAAUCUAUUUAGUUCAUAUAUGAUAGCCAUUGUUGAAAGUCUCUUUAAUUACAUCACUUUCAGUUCUUUGUUGAUAGUUUUUGGUAGAAUUUGCGAGAUUAUUCAUAUAUUUAUUAAUUAAAGGAAUUUAUAAGUAUUGAAUCAGACACAAAUAUUUUUUAAAUAUAGCUAAACCUGGCUACCAUAUGUGGAAUAAUUGCAGAGAAAUAUAAACCGUUUCACGAUUCCACUAUUCUAAUGAACUCUGAGGGUUUUUGACAUUUGAAAAAUUUGCCAGAUCAGUGUUAUGAAACUAUAUGUUUUUUGCUUAAAGUUUCUAAUGGGUUUUAAAUUUGUGAAUACUUGCAUAGAUUUGAAAAUAUUGUGUAUAGACAUGUGUGUAUUCAUAUAUCUUGUAAUAAGUAUGAUUAAAAAUCAUCAUUAUACAUUCCCAGUACAAAAGAUUCUGUAUUUAUAAUAUUCCUUGUAAUUUUUCAAAAUUUGUUUUCCUGUAUUAAGUUUCAUUUGUUUUAUCAUUGUUUUUAUGUUCGUAUUUAGGAUAUUUUUGAUACAUUAAGUUUGCUCGUCUGUUUUUAUGUAUAUUUGUUAUAUUCACUUUAUUUUUUAUACUAUUUUGUUAAUAUAUCCAUUAGGGUGAUUCAUUUCCGAAAAAAGAUUAUUUUUUCGGUUCUCAAGUAAAAUAAUCUACAUACAGAAAAAAAAAUUCAACAAGUUUGAGCUCUUAAUAGCAAUUUUAAUUAUAAAUAUAAAGUUUUACCGUUUAGAAUGCAUAUAACAAAAAUUUUUGUUUCCAAAUUUAUAAUGCUUACUUUUUACAAUAUUACAAAUCAGUUUGAUAGAUCUUGUGGGGAAUUUUAAAAUUGACAUUAUGCGCUCAAACUUGGUGAAAUGUUUUUUUUUUAUAUGUAGAUCAAUAUUUUACUUGAGCACCGAAAAAUGGUACAGAAAUGAAUCACCCUAAUAUCCAUCUAUAAUUAUUAUCUCCACUGCCAUUUUCUCCAUUCCUGUUUAUAUUUUCAAAAGAUUUUUCAUUACUAGGCAGAUUUUUCAAAAGCUAAUCAGUCUUGUGGAAGGAUGAUAAUAUCUAUGAAAACAAAAUUAUUAUUUAUUUCGAAUCUUAUACAGAGACAUCGAAAAGUAACGUGAAUAGAUGUUUUUUUUAUUAUUUUUAUGUUACUCUGCAAAAAAGGGUUGUAAUCAUAAUUGAGAGGUUAAGUCGCAGAUGUAUUUUUUUAAUAUAAGUAAUUUUUAGUAAUUAUUAGCCUAUUGUGUAAAGUUUGAUAUGUCAAAAAGAGCUUAUAAAACGGGAUUGCCAAAAAAUUUUACAUUUUUACUAUUAUUUUUAGUCUUUAUAUACGAUUUAUCUAAGAUAGUACCUGCUACUCUUUUUUUAAAUCAAACCAUUUAAAAGUUGAUUUUUUUUGUUGAAAUAUAUUUUAAGAUAAUUUUUAUUAUAAGGGUUGUUAUCUGUUGAAAAAUAACAUCUAAUAGUGUAUUAGAAAAAGAAAUUAUUUAAAUUAGUUAGUGAUGAAGUUUGUUUUACUCUGAGAGGACCUUUCUUAAAGAUAUUCAUUGUUUAAAAUGUUGUAUAAGAUAUAAUUUUCUCCAAAAUUUUGUUAUUUAAUGUUAUAUAGCAAUAAAUUGAAUAUAAUACACCCCUGUUUAUAAUACUUUUCAAAUUCCCUUAUUGGAAUGAUCUCUGUACAAAAUAUACAGAAACUGUAUAUUUUAAAAUUCUUUUCUUGAUAUCAAUGAUAGAUUAUCUUGAGUGAUCCAUUACCAGACCUGUUAAUUUAGUUGAUUUGAAAAAUUCGGAUCCAAUUUAUAUGAUUUGUUGUAUACCAUGGGGCCCAGCCUUAAUUUUUAUGUCGUUUCGUUAUUUUAUUAUUUAUUUUCCAAAAAUGGAAUAUUUUUUAGCAAUCCUCGUUACUUAAUUGUAGGUGCAGCAAAUAUAAGUGUCAACUAUAUGUAAUUCAGCAUUCCAAUGGUGAAAAACCUUUAAAAUUUAAGUUAAGUUCAAAAAUGUUUAAUAGUGUAAACUGUGUGCCAAAAUUGAUUAAAUUAUUAGGGUGUCUGUCAAAGAAAAUAAAAUCAUAAUAAUAAAGGGAUUGAAUUUUAGCAGUUUGGUAUAAUGGGAGGACAUAGGUUCUCAUUUAUAAUAAAUUAUAUAGUACUUUAUGAACUUAUGAACCAGACACCCCGAUAGUCUGAUAGUGCAACAAUACAACUAAUUUAAAUCGAUAUUUUUUAAUCGUAAUUAAAUUAUAGCAAACAUAUGUUUUUAAUAAAGUUUAUUGUCUAAUAUGUCCAAAAAUUAUUGAAAAGACAAAUUAUGAUUCGAUAUAUUGAUCUAAUCAUUUUUGACGAACAACUGUGUUGUUUUGGUUUUUUUUUGUAUAUCAGGAACAAUUUUUGUUUGUUAAUUAAUAUUUUAUAUUUUUAAUAAAAUAAUUUUAGGUAAUGGUAUACUAAUUAUAUAAGUUACAGUUAAAACCUGUUUUCAUUUGAUUUUAGUUUUGACUAGGGAAGACUAGUUCUAACAAACUUGGAUAAAGUCCCAGGUACAACUUUUCUCAGUUUCAUAAGAUGCUCCUGGAAAAAAUUUUGUGUUUCUAAUCGAGGUUUGUACAAAAAAAUGAUAUGCCAUGAAAAUUUAUUUUAAAAAUUCUGUCUUUUUAGUGUUCUACUAGAAUAAAAUUUGAAAUGUAUAAAAACUAGUUUUAACACUAGAAAUAACUAGCUUUUACUAGUAAAAACAAGUUUUAACAGAAAGGGUUCGUGAAAACUAUACUUUCCCUGUCAAAACUAGAAUUAACUGAAGACGGAUUUUAACUGUAACAUAUACAUUUCAGUUUUUUUAUAUUUAAAUGUAUAGGUUCAGUAAUAAUUUUUUGUUUUCUAAACUUUGUAUUCUUUUCAAAGAAACACUAUAUUCACUAAAAAUCAAUGGCCUUAUAUUUGGCAAAUUAGCAAAACCUUAAUAAGUUUAAGAAUAUAUUUUUGCGAUAUAUGGAGAGUUUUUAGUAAAUUAUAUGUCUUCCACUUGUGUGUUUUAUAUUCUAUAGAAAAUUAGUUUUUUAUUAUGUUUUUUCCAUUUUCUUUCUAUAUUCGAUUUUUACCUAUUUUUUAGAUACAGUUGUACAAAUGGUCGUUCAGUUGAAGUCAAAAGUUCAAUAUUAACUAAAAAUCGAAUCGAAUGAAGUUGAAAUUGACAUUUGUAAAUUGGGAACAGUAAAUCCUCUUAUUAAUAUUGAAUUUUUAUCAUUUUUGGUUUUCCUUAAAUUACAAAUAAAAACUAAAUAACAACAAUCGAAAUUGACAAUAAUAUAGAUAAGAAAUGGGAAUAUGUCACACAAUAUCUUAUGUAGUUUUGUUUUCAAUGUAACUUAAAACAUCAAACAAUAAGUCCCAGCAAUUUAAAAUGCUCAAAACGCUUUUCUAACCUUUCUGUUUAAUUUUUAUACAACAAUUUUCCUUUGGUCUCAAUAUAGGCUUUAUAUUUAGAUUCAUAUCUUUCCUUGUAACAUUUUUUUCAGCUCUAACAACAUCCAUUAUAUGCUGGUAGAUAGAUCUGGUGAAUAUGGUGGAUACGGGAACAAUUUAGGUUCAUUUUAUUGAAUUAGACCAUCGCUUUUAUCGAGUUAUGACACAAUGCAUUGUCAAUAUUCAUUAUUAUUUUUCUUUUUUCUAUCAAUGACAAUAUGUCAUUUUAAUAUCCCUCAGAAGGUUUUUAUUGAGUCCACAUUAGAAUAUGAAACCUAUAUAUAAAAAUGCUUCUCUUUUAUCCACUUAUGCUGUUCAAUCAACAGCAGCAGUGCACUGAACCUGAACAUCCGGUGAAUUUUUAGUUUAUUCAAAAAUUUAAAUCAAGCAGCUUGAAAUAGCCCAUUUAUUUAUGAAGCACCCUAACACCGAGUUAUAACAGUGACAAGUUCGUGAUUUAAAUUUUUUUUUGUGGAAGGUAUUUGAACUGUUUUUUUACUGGAAACUAUUCUCAAAUUCAUUUCUGAGAGGGUGACAAGAUAAUAUUCCGCACCGGAUUCCACAAGAACUUGGUACGUUACUGAGUCCUGUCCAGUUAUGAGAUUACCAUUUUGAUUCAGAUCACAUAUUGGCUAAACGAAAUCCUUUUCACUUAUUUAAACAAAUCUAAAAAGGUAUUUUAUACUUUUUCUUCAUUAUUUUCAAGAUCUCUUUUAUAUUUUCUUGUGUAAUCCCUUCUUUUGGACGUCUUAAUCAUUGUGCAUCAUCAGUGUUUGUACAGUCAAGUUCAAACUCUGCAUAUCAGCAGAUGAUGGUUGAUUUUUUUCAAAAAAAAGUCACGAUAAUACUUUUCAAGCCAAGUUUUUGCCCCAAAAGUCUUUUUUUUAUUGUUUCAAAAAAUUCACCUUGAUAAAUUUAAAGUUGUAAGGAAUGAGAUUGAUAUUUCAUAGCAUCUUCCAAAAGAUGUAAUUUGUGUAAAUCAAUAUAAAUCAAACCAUGGGCUUAUUGAUUGAUGGUAUAAACAUGCAUGUUGACCAAAAUGGCCAUUAGUUGUACAAGUGUAUCGUUAUUGUAAAUGAUCAGUGACGUUUAUUUUCAAAACUGGUAUUUUGACGUUGACAUGUGUCUGAUAUUAAAGAUCAAUAUCCUGAUCAAGAAUAUCUCAAUAAACCAGAAGAUAAAUUAUAGUACCUAAGAGUUGAUACAACAUUGAACAGGAUUUAAUUAUCGUUAGUAAUAAAUUUAUGUUGAAAACUUAAUUUGGAAAAAAUAAUAAAUAUAUUGUUUAUAAUUUAUUGUGUUGUUUUUUGAAGCAAAUAAAUUUUUCUGGUUUC